This is a messenger RNA of Tarenaya hassleriana, 871 nucleotides long. Its product is annotated as vegetative cell wall protein gp1-like. Bases 72 to 596 code for a protein of 174 amino acids. Lineage: Eukaryota; Viridiplantae; Streptophyta; Magnoliopsida; Brassicales; Cleomaceae. The transcript has a single exon. The record is from RefSeq and is a predicted model, not a curated record.
UCUCUUUUUCUUCUACCAAGUCGGCUCACUUUUGAAUUUUCAUAGAGAGAGAGAGAGUUGGAAUCUUGAAGAUGGUGAAGCUCGGCAUUAUCAUUGCUGUUCUCCUAAUGGCGGGGCUCGCGUUUGGUGAGAUUUCGCCGGCUCCGUCGCCGGAUCUAGGCGUGCACGCAGCAGAUUCGCCUCCGGUUCACGCACCGACAUCGGAAAGCGGAUCUCCGCCGUCUCCUUUCUCACCUUCCACUUCCGAGCCUCCGAUCGAGCAUUCGUCUCCGCCGGAACCGGAAUCCGAACAUUCUCCGUCUCCAGCCCCGGCGAACUCUCCGUCGAGCUCUCCGCCGAUGCCAGAGGGAUCUUCAUAUCCGUCUCCACCAUCUCCGUCUCCAGCACCAGAACCUAGCGUGGCCAGCAAUAUCACUGCGACCUCCGACGAAAAAUCCUCCGGCGGCGGAGGAAUGAGCGGCGGGAAGAAGGCCGGGAUCGUGGUGGGAGUGUUUGCGGCGGCGUGUGCGGUCGGAAUAGGCGGAGUUGUGUACAAGAAACGGCAGGACAAUAUUCGCCGAUCACGGUACGGAUACGCCGCGAGGGAACUUCUCUGAGUAGAGUGAGAGAGAGACGACGAGCGGUGGUUCUCCGCCAUGGAUCUCCGAUUCCUUUUUUUUUUUGUUAGUUCAAAUUUGAAACCACCACUGUUUUUUUAUGCUUUUUUUUUUAAUUCGUAAAAUCUUUUUAAAACUUUGAAAUUUAAAAUUACUACUGCAGCUGCUCAUCGGUUAUAGAAAUUUCAUUCUUUCUUUGUUGUUACCUGCGGCUGUGAGUGGAGAAUUUCUAUAUAAUAUAAUUACGUUUUCGCUUUUAGUUGAUCAUUGAUCAA